AUGCGUUUCGCUGUCGUUUGCUCCAUCUUGCUCGGUGCUUUGGUCUCGGCCGCGCCGAUCGCUUCACCGGCUGCUCCGGACAAUGCCUCCGGACUAAUGUCUCGCUCUGAAGUAGUGGAGCGAUCGGGGGAGCAGGAAGAGCUCGAAACGCGAGCAGCAAAGGUUAGUUGUUCUGCUAGCUCUUUUGAUGACGCCCGCGGCCUGGCAGGACUCCCGAGACUGACGGCCCCUGUUUUCUUCGCGGUCGCUCCUCACCCUCCCCCGCCACCGCGCAGCUCACUCUCGCCGCUGGAAAGACGACCUACAAGGGUCGAGCGACGUGGUACACCCAAGACGGAAACGCGGGCUCGUGCGGCAAGUACAACUCGGACUCGACCAUUAUCGUCGCGGUCAACAGUCCUCAGGUCAACGGCGGCUCCCACUGUGGUCGCUACGUCACCAUCAUGAACACGUCCAACAAGAAGAUCAUCCGCGCCAGGGUCGCCGAUGAAUGCCCGGGAUGCGGUUGUGAGUCAACCAAACCCGCUCUUUCUUAGAAUUUGGUUGAUCGGUACUGAUGCUGCUCUCGUUGCAAAUUUAUUCCCUGCUCAGACGGCUCGCUUGAUCUCUCGACCGCGGCUUUCAAGAAGCUCGGCAGCCUUGACACCGGCGUCCUUCCAAUCAAGUGGCAGUGGUCGUAA
Molecule: messenger RNA, 680 nt
Organism: Microbotryum saponariae
Lineage: Eukaryota; Fungi; Basidiomycota; Microbotryomycetes; Microbotryales; Microbotryaceae
Source: the annotation of a GenBank genome assembly